Paramacrobiotus metropolitanus is the source of this 2401-nucleotide messenger RNA. RefSeq lists its product as uncharacterized. Lineage: Eukaryota; Metazoa; Tardigrada; Eutardigrada; Parachela; Macrobiotidae. Bases 98 to 2044 code for a protein of 648 amino acids. The record is from RefSeq and is a predicted model, not a curated record. Gene Ontology annotation, biological process: proteolysis. The transcript has 10 exons. Gene Ontology annotation, molecular function: metalloendopeptidase activity.
UAAAGGCAACGCGAACGCGCAUAUCCCAGAAGUCUGUGCGGCUAGCUGCUGUACUGUAGAUCGUUUGCUAUAUGCUGGUCACUUUAAACAGCCGAAAAUGUGGAAAUUAGUGUUGACAACCUUGUGCUUCUUCCUGAGCUUGCAGGAAGCGUUAGCCGAUGUUAUUUCCAUGGACGGCGAAGCGCCAUCCGAAGAAGUGAACAAGCGUAACGCCCAUCAUGUUCAACGCGGAUUAUUCUUUACUAUCGACCUUUACUGGCGCUGGCCGGAUCCUAAUGAAAUUUUAUUUUACAUUGACCCAUACUACAGUCCAAAGGAACAGUACUGGAUCCGACAAUCGGCUGCUUUUAUUGAACGCGAUCUACUGGGAUGCAUCCGGCUUAGAGAGACCGAUGGUCGCGAUCGCCGGCCCAAGAUAAAGGUCACUCCGUUCCUGCACAAUAACCGACCGGAACAGUACUGCAAAGCCUUUCCCGGGUUCCGUCAUAGCUUCGCGCAAAAAGGUCGCGACCAGUUGUUUGUCGUACCGCGUGGACCGGAUAGUUGUCUAAAUGAGACAUUGGUCGGAUUGAUGAAAGGCUGGGCCAUCACUCUGGGUCGCUUGAAUGAACAUCAGCGUUGGGAUCGCAACGAGUAUAUCCGUUUGCAUCCGGAAAAUAUCGACUUUCCGGAAGCAUACAAACGAUACGAUUUCUUACAAGCGUACUUGGAAAACUUUUGGAUGGGUCUACCGUACGACACCUGCAGUAUCACGCACAACCGUCCGACCGCCUUCGCCCGACCGGGCAGCAUUGCUUUCUCCUUCCGUCGGGGUCCGCAAGCCGUGCCCGAUAUUCCACGACUGAGCCAAACCGACUGUCAGCUGAUCAGUCAUAUGUACGGCUGUAAUCCUCGUAUCUGCCGCUACUGGGAUUGCGAAGCUGAGCGGUGGAACACCUCAUGGGCAAACACUCCAAAAACCACAACCCGCGUGACUACGACACUGUCUACCGCCCGCCCGUCAACGUCCACAACGCGUCUGAAUUCAACGACACCUACGACCACGACUCGCCCAACGACAACGACAGCUCGCCCAACGACCACAACGGCGGCGAUUGUCACCAGCACCACACGAGCGACUGUUAGCGGUUCGACGUCGAAGCCCAGUGUUUCCAGUACACCGGCCGUGACGACAACAGCACAAUCAACAUCCACGCCGUCGACUUCUACGACAACGGCGACCACGUCGACCACCACUUCAACGGCCGCGCCGACAACGACUACAACGGUUACCACCACCACCCCCGCUCCGCAGUGCACACUGCAAUCUUUUUGCCAGGGAAACAUCGACGAGUCGUCCUUCCUUUUGGGACCGUACUCACCGUACCAGACGUACUUGUUGUAUUCCGGCAAUUGCAUUAUGGAAUACACUGUUAACUGGACCACCAAUAUCCUGAAUCCCAUUGGUGACCCUGAGUUACUGACCGAGUACUUCCCGCCGCCCGGCGGACCAACCCUCGUCCCGCCGGUGAAUCCAGUUUUUCUGAACAGAAAUCAGACAAACACCACGGAUGGAUUUGAUUUAAACUUGAUUAACAAUAACGGAGCCAGCCUUCUGCAUUGCCCAACCAAUGGUUUGUUUGACACGCAUGCCGCCAGUUGUCCAACGCCUUCCGGCCCGAAUUCGAUUGCAGGAACGGCCGGGCUUACCAGUAUAUCCUCAAUGUUGAACGUUGGUGAUUUUAAAACGUAUCACUAUGUUGUGGACAGCUCCAAAAAAGAAAUCAAAUUAAUGGACCCCAAUUUCCAAAGCACUCUACAAACCACGCAAGGUUUACUCGCCGGACAAAAGCAAAUCGCCAGUAUUACGGCUAUACAGAUCCUUAUGGACGAGGUGGAUAUACAUCCGAUUGUCAUGGGCAUCGUUGGCACUGGUGACGAUGGGAAAACGUACGCAGGCGUUGUUAAUAUGCCGAUUGUGGCGCAUCCAAACGUUCCACUCUCUCCUAUCGAGUGGUACAACGGUACAAGCGCGUUGCUUUCAACGAGAAUCGAGGGAUGCUAAGUAGAUACACGUUUACCCUGAUCGCCACUGCGUUUUGUUGCUGCUCUGUAAUCCGGCCAUUCUAACAAGAUUAUUUUCUCUCAUAAUAAUUUCUGAUUUUCCAGCGCUCCAGUUCAUGUUGGCCUGUUCUAUUAAAAACUGUUGCCUUGUUGAGUUAAAUAAAAUUUUUGGGUUUUUAGGCUACAGGUUCAGAUAAAUAAUCAUGGUUCAGAAAAUUUGUCAGCUGAUGAUGCGUAGAGAUAUAUUAUUAUUACGAAAGUUUACAAUUUGGCCGUAUUGAUAGCAGAAGUCCAAUGCACCGUCAAAACUGGGCGGCUCAUUCAAACGGGCAUAUCAAUAAAAAUGCAGUCACAGUGA